AUGGUCAUCAAAGACCUCUCUACCAAAGAUAGGAACAAAAUAGUGCAGUUUCUUCUUGCAAAUUUGAAGAAUGGCAAACCUAGAUAUGGUGCCAUGAAGGAGGCUGUAGCCCUCUUCAACUCCUCCCAACGCACCGUCACUCGACUUUGGGCGGCUGCCAAGAAACAAAAGGAAAAAGGUGAUGAAAUAUUUUUAGCAAGCCACAAACCAGGUGCUGCAAGAAGGAAAAGUGUUAGCGUCGAUAUAGAGCUAAUUCAAAGUCUAGAGCUACACAAAAGAUCAACAAUUAGACGACUUGCAGUGGGGAUAAAUCAAAGCAAAAGCACAGUUUGGAGGUGGGUAAACAAGGGGCUGAUCAGAGCUCAUUCAAAUGCUAUUAAGCCGGAUCUCACAGCCCCAAAUAAGUUGAUGCGACUGCGUUUUUCAUUAGAGGCAUUGGAAUUUGAUCGCAUUAUGUUGGCAUUGAAGUUUAAGGCUAUGGACAACACCAUUCACAUAGAUGAAAAGUGGUUCUACAUCACAAAUGCAGCACAUAGAUUCUACCUAACACAGGCUGAAGGAGAUCCUCACCGAACAUGCAAGAGCAAGACUUUCAUAAAAAAGGUAAUGUUUGUGUGUAGUGGUGGUAAACCGGUGUCGGUUUUUCGGUUAAAACCGUAA
Salvia miltiorrhiza (redroot sage) is the source of this 660-nucleotide messenger RNA. RefSeq lists its product as uncharacterized. The coding region runs from base 1 to 660 and encodes 219 amino acids. Gene Ontology annotation, molecular function: nucleic acid binding. The record is from RefSeq and is a predicted model, not a curated record. The transcript has a single exon. Lineage: Eukaryota; Viridiplantae; Streptophyta; Magnoliopsida; Lamiales; Lamiaceae.